Olea europaea var. sylvestris is the source of this 2638-nucleotide messenger RNA. RefSeq lists its product as uncharacterized. The record is from RefSeq and is a predicted model, not a curated record. Lineage: Eukaryota; Viridiplantae; Streptophyta; Magnoliopsida; Lamiales; Oleaceae. The transcript has 2 exons. Bases 556 to 1734 code for a protein of 392 amino acids.
UUUAAAAUUUUCGAAUGUUUGCACCAAAGAGUUAUUAAUCUGCAAUCGAUUUAGGUGAAUAUUCUCUCCUUUUCCAUGUAAUACGCGGUACAGAUAGAUAUAAGACCCCCACUUUCCGAUAGGGUUUCAAAUAUCCCCUCUCAUUGCCCUUCACUUCUCUUCUCAAUUUAUCAACCCAUUUGGCGUAUGCAGAUUCUUGAAUAUUUUGAAUCGGGGUUUUUGUGGGUUCAGUUUACAAUUUUAUUUUUUCUUGGCAUAAAUAUAAGAAGUAAAAGAUUCUUGAAUAUCAAUAUUUUCUGUUUCGGCAAUCUUGAGUCUGGUUUCAAAUUUUUGUAUUAUGGGUCUUUAAGAAUUUGAUAUUUCCUAGUUUUCUAUCAAUUGUAAUCCCAAGGGUCUGUUUGAUUUUUAUCACAUUUUCUUGUACCUAGGGUUGUUGAUUUGGCAAGAAGAGAAUUAGUUUUUGCCCUUUUCUACUGUAAUCGCGCUUUAUUGAAUUUUGGUUCUCACUUUUGAAGAUUUUUUUGGAAAUUGUAUUUUUCACAUGUAAACUAGGAAAUGCCAGCGACAGAUUAUCAACAGACAUCAUCGCCAACAUCAUCUUUUCCAAGCUUAGGAUUUUCCAUUUUUAGCAGACGCCGUGAUCAGGUCCAUUCUAUGGACCCUACUCAUGAAGCCACUGGCCAUGAAAAUGAAUUGGAAGCCUUCCAAAAACAUGUGGCCGAGAGGUUUCAUGAAUUGUCAGCGGCAGACUCCAAUGAGUUGCUCUCAAUUCCUUGGAUUCACAAGCUUUUAGAUGCAUUCCUCUGUUGCCAAGAGGAAUUUGGUGUUAUUGUUUACCAGAAUCGAGGUUUCUUCAGUCGAGCCCCCAUGGAUCGAUACAUUUCCGAAUUCUUUGAGAGAAAUGUCAAGGCUUUAGAUGUUUGUAAUGCGAUUCGUGAUGGCAUUGAACAGAUCAGGCAAUGGAAGAAGCAGUUGGAGAUUGUUUUAUGUGCAUUGGACAAUCAACAGAGCAUUGGGGAAGGCCAAUUUCGACGUGCUAAAAAGGCCCUGAUUGAUUUGGAUAUUGCAAUGGUGGGCGAAAAAGAGUCGAAUUCGACUCUUGCACAUAGAAAUCGAUCCUUUAGACGAAGCGAUGUGCAGAGGGAGCACAAUUCUUCUGCCCAUUUCCGAUCCCUGUCGUGGAGCGUUUCCAGAUCUUGGUCUGCUGCUAAGCAGUUGCAAGCAAUUGGCAACAACUUGGUUGUGCCACGGACAAAUGAGAUUUCAGCCACUCAAGGACUAAACGUGGCUGUUUUUACCAUGAAUUACGUGCUUUUAUUUGUGAUGUGGGCGCUUGUGGCUGCAAUCCCCUGUCAAGACCGCGGUCUUCAGACACAUUUUUCUGUGACUAGGCAGUUUGUUUGGGCCAUUCCGAUUCUCUCACUCCACGAGAAGAUUCUGGACGAGUCGAAGAAACGGGACAGGAGAAAUGCUAGUGGAUUGUUGAAGGAGAUUCACGAGAUUGAAAAAUGCACGAGACGAAUGAAUGAAUUGGCUGAUUCUGUUCAAUUCCCCUUGACUGAGGAAAACGAAUGGGAAGUGAAGCAGAGAGUUCAGGAGUUUGGAAUAGUGUUUAAAGCAGUAAAAGAUGGUUUGGAUCCAUUAGAGCAUCGGGUUAGAGAAGUGUUUCACAGGAUUGUGAGCAGCAGAACUGAGUGUCUCGCUUCUAUUGGACAAGCAAAUAGUAACGAUUGAUACAAUUUGGGCUACUUAAGAAAAGAUGGUGAACGGUACCAGUAGAAACUGAAGAACGCUCAAUUUGAGGCCUAUUUGCUGAUCAAAAGUAGUAAACGAAUUGAGGCAGGGCUUAUGCUGCUACUGUAUCAUGUAUGCUCUUGAACUGUUCGAAUAUUCAUCAGCAAUGGCUUUGUGUUCACUUCAAAUUUGUUCCACGUCUUCACGAGGCUUGCAUUUUAUAUGGAUGGAUCGUUAUGGAGAAGUGCAGUGAAUAGGUUGACAGCUGGUAAAAAACUUUGUCUAAUCUUAUGACAUGAAUACUUGUACACAUAACACAUAUCAUCGAGGCAUACCUGAUUAGCCAUUCCUUGCAUCAGAUUCUGCUUAUGGGGGUCUUUUCUAGCUAGCUUUACAUUUAUUGAAAACCGGGCUUUGUUAUUGUUUGUUAUAUGUUUUGCUAAAGAGUGGUGCAAUUGAGGCCUAUUUGACAUGAUGAAAUGAGACAAGCUUGUGCUGCUGUUCUAUAUUCUUGAAAUGUUUGAAUGGUGAUCAAGAAUAAAGCGGUUUUAUCUAAUAGCUUCAUUUGUGCUGCCUUGUUUAGGCUUGCAUUUGUAUAUCAAUUUUUUCUAUUGCCGAAGAACUAUUAUUCAGGUUAUUACACGAAGUCAUGGAAUGGUCGCUAAACUUUACUUGCAGAAAUUGACAGUAGGAACGAAGAAGAAAUAAAUCUAAAAACGGUUGCUUACAUAGUAGGAUGAGCAUUUUUUUGUGUUACACUUCUCAUUCUAGGUAACGCCCCACCCCAACCAACUACACAACCUACUUGGUAAGGUUAUAGAAAUAGUAAAAUAAUAUGUUGAAGGGAAAUUGUAGUCCCCUUGCAGAUAACAAGAAUUUUGAUCCCUUGAAGUUGCUUUUCCAA